This is a messenger RNA of Pieris macdunnoughi, 2238 nucleotides long. Lineage: Eukaryota; Metazoa; Arthropoda; Insecta; Lepidoptera; Pieridae. The record is from the annotation of a GenBank genome assembly.
AUGCCAGCGAUUUUGACGAAAAUCCGUGAGCAAGCGUUCAGGGUCCAGCCGACAGCGACACUAGCUGUUGGUGUUGGAGUUGGAGUUGCUUUAGCCGCAUGCGCACUCUACGGCACUAGGGAUAAGAAGCAGCCUCCACCAUGUCAUAAUAAUAAUAAUUAUAAGGUAGCAAAAAAUGGAAAAUUACACACAGUGGAAAAUGGCGGCGUCGAAAUUGAUACCGAUAACAAGCAGAAUAUUGAAGAUGCGGACGAGACACAGUCCCAAACAGUAGAAGAGCAUGUCCCUGGUCUGAAUCUGGAGUUUCUCAGACAAAUAGUGUCUUUGGCGAAGAUCAUGGUACCGGGAUUCCGGAGUCAUGAAGUCGCCCUGCUCUCUGUUCAUACUCUGUGCCUCUUCUCGCGAACGUUCUUGUCUAUAUACGUCGCGUCAUUGGAAGGUUCUAUAGUAAAACACAUAGUCCAAAAAGACAUGAAGGCAUUCGCAGCAUUGCUCUUACAAUGGUUCGGUAUUGCCGUGCCAGCAACGUUUAUAAAUUCCAUGAUCAGAUACUUGGAGGGAAGACUAGCUCUCGCCUUCAGAACGAGGCUAGUGAAUCACGCCUAUGAGCUCUACUUCAAAAACCAGACGUACUAUAGAGUGGCUAACUUGGACGCUAGGAUAGAAAAUGCUGACCAUAGAUUAACAGAAGAUGUGUCAGUGUUCGCCCAAUCAGUAGCUCACUUAUACAGCUCUCUGACUAAGCCGUGCUUUGAUUUACUCCUCAUAGUUUUAACCCUCGCCAGCUAUUCAAGCAAGAUGAAGGGAAAUAUAUUCUUAGGACCCGGUAUAGCAACAGUGGUAAUAUGCUUGACUGGUCAACUUCUCCGAAUCCUGAGUCCAAGGUUCGGUGCCCUCGCGGGCGAAGAGGCACGAAUGAAGGCGAAUCUGAGACAUGUUCAUUCGAGGUUGAUAGCUCAUGCGGAAGAGGUCGCGUUUUAUGGAGGACAUAAUGUUGAAAUGGGCCAGCUCCAAUCAGCCUACAAAGAGUUAGUCACUCAAAUGACCUCAGUCUUCAAUAAGAAGCUGUGGUAUGUGAUGCUGGAGCAGUUCUGCAUGAAGUACGUUUGGUCCGGUACCGGGAUGGUCAUGUUGGCGCUUCCCAUACUUACCGGAAAGAAGUUGGAUGGUACAGCAGGUGAAGGUAUAAGCGCUAGAACAGAAUACAUGACGACAUCAAGAAAUCUAUUGAAUUCAGCGGCCGACGCCAUCGAGAGGCUCAUGUCUAGUUAUAAGGAAAUAGUGACACUAGCGGGAUACGCAACGCGAGUGUCCGACAUGUUAGUAGUAUUUGGGGAAGUCGCUCGCGGGAAAUGCGUACGCGCAGUGCACGUAGCAUCAGCCUCUUCCACAGGCUUCCAAGUCACCUUCAGAGAUAAACAGCCUGUUCCUAUGGGUCAAGUUACGUAUACGGACGAUCUGUCGAUACGUGUCCGUAACGUACCGAUCGUGACUCCAGCGUGCGAUGUGGUCGCUAGUGGCGUCUCAUUGGACCUCAAUCCUGGCACUCAUCUAUUGAUCGUUGGACCUAAUGGAUGCGGAAAAUCUAGUUUAUUCCGUAUAAUAUCAGGCCUAUGGCCGGUAUUCGGUGGCGAGUUGAGCGUCCCUCGACCAUGCGCGUGCGCACACUGCGCGGAUGAACCUAACGCCCCACCGUAUUGUGUUGCGCGACCUGUCAUGUUCUACAUACCGCAGAGGCCAUACAUGUCAAUGGGGUCUCUAUUAGACCAGAUAACAUACCCAUCUCGGGUAUCAGAAGACGAUAGAGAGGCCGAAGCAAGAGCCAUGCAUAUUCUACGAGUGGUACGCUUAGACGCGUGCGCAGCGAGACACGGCGGUCUGAGGGCGGUUUGUGAUUGGCGCGCCACGCUCUCCGGCGGGGAGAAACAGAGGAUGGCUUGUGCUAGAAUGUUCUAUCAUAGGCCCGUAUACGCCUUACUCGAUGAGUGUACGAGUGCCGUUUCCAUGGAAACGGAAGUUGUUAUGUACGAAGAGGCUAUCAAGGAAGGCAUCACCUUGCUUUCCAUUACACACAGACCCAGCGUAUGGAAAUACCACACCCACGUGUUAGAAUUUGAUGGCGCAGGCGGCUGGUCUUUUAGACCUUUGGAAAAAGACGUCCCAGCUAUUACGCCUUUGGCACCAACCGAAACUAAGCCAAUUGAAGCUAAAUCAACAGAGGAUACGCCAAAAGUAUGA